Messenger RNA from Arvicanthis niloticus (Nile rat), 2138 nucleotides. It is a transcript of the gene Nt5m, whose product is annotated as 5',3'-nucleotidase, mitochondrial. The record is from RefSeq and is a predicted model, not a curated record. Gene Ontology annotation, molecular function: 5'-nucleotidase activity. Gene Ontology annotation, biological process: pyrimidine deoxyribonucleotide catabolic process. Lineage: Eukaryota; Metazoa; Chordata; Mammalia; Rodentia; Muridae. Gene Ontology annotation, cellular component: mitochondrion.
GUCUUUUUAAUCUUAAAAAACUGCCCUCCCGCCCCCCAUCUCAAUGUGUUGGAUGUUUUGUCUACAUGUAUGUCUGUGCACCGUGCAUGCAGUGCCCAAGGAGGUCAGCAGAGAGCGCUGUAUGUAUCAUCAGGGAUCGGUGUUAGAGUUGUAAGCAGCCAACAGCAUAAGGACCAAGACUUAACAUACACAGCUCUUUCUUUACCAAAAAUACCUUCGUGUUUGCAUCCUUUGAAAUAUUUUUUCUACCUACUAAUUCCCUUUUCAAUACAUGAGGCAUAGUAACAUCACUGUUGAAUCCAGUGAUGUUAGGCUGGACACAGAACACCUGUUUUUCUUAGAAAUUUUAUUUUAUAGAUUUUUAAGGCUUACCUUCUGAUGUCUUUAAAUCUUAUAAGAUUAUGGUUGCAAACAGUCAGCAUCUAUGACCAAUGAGGACCACACACAACAGGUGUAUCUGCCUUUACCUGUGCCUAAAACUUGAAAUCCUCCCUAUCUAUAUUUGGGAAUGACAAGCAGUUUAAAAACUUCCACAAUCCGGGAUGGCUGAAACUUUGUUGGGUUCAGAGCUCAACGAAGUAAGCUCUCAAUAAAUGCCUAAAGACACCGAGUUUGUUCCUCCGGGUGAUGGAUGGUCUCCUCCAUCUACCACUGCCGCAGAUGGAGGAAUGCUCCAGUUUGGUUCUCACAGGCGACUAUAACCUGGGACUGGAUGUCCCAGGGCGAUCAGCACCCACGCCGCGCUCACCUUCUCCGGGCGCGUGUCCCUUUAAGGACGGCGGGGCUGCGCGCGGGCCUCGCUCUGGGCCGGAGCCUGCGCGUCCGUGUCCGUGGCGGAGGCUGCGUUUGCCGCGGGCCCCGGGCGAGGAGCGGGGCGAUGCAUAGGCUGCGCGGCUGCUGCGCGCGUCCCCGCGGUGCCCCGCUACGGUCCGAGCGGAGCCGGGCGAGCAGCCGCGCCCUGCGGGUGCUGGUGGAUAUGGACGGCGUGCUGGCGGACUUCGAGGGCGGCUUCCUCCGGAAGUUCCGCGCGCGCUUCCCCGACCUGCCCUUCGUGGCGCUGGAGGACCGGCGCGGCUUCUGGGUGUCGGAGCAGUACGGACGUCUGCAGCCUGGGCUGAGCGAGAAGGCCAUCAGCAUCUGGGAGUCAAAGGACUUCUUCUUUGAACUCGAGCCUCUUCCUGGAGCUGUGGAAGCUGUGAAGGAGAUGGCCAGUCUGCAGGACACUGAUGUCUUCAUCUGUACGAGCCCCAUCAAGAUGUUCAAGUACUGUCCCUAUGAGAAGUAUGCCUGGGUGGAGAAGCACCUUGGCCCUGACUUUCUGGACCAAAUUGUAUUGACCAGAGACAAGACUGUGGUCUCUGCCGACCUUCUCAUAGAUGACCGGCCGGACAUCACAGGGGCCGAGCCACACCCCAGCUGGGAGCACAUCCUCUUUACCUCCUGCCACAACUGCCACCUGCAGCUGCAGCCCCCUCAGCGUAGGCUGCACUCGUGGGCAGACGACUGGAAGGCCAUCUUGGACAGCAAGCGGCUCCGCUGAGGGCUGUGCUGUGGCUCUCUCGUGGUCCAGUGUGGGGCUCGCAGCUCAUGACUGGACAGCAAACAGCUCGCUGAGGGUUGUGCUGCGUUCCCUGGUACUUCCGGGAGGACCCCAGUGAACACUUUGGUCAAAACAAGUUUGGACACACUUCCCUUCUUCCCCUAGCCCAGCAAGGCCUUAACUGAUACUGGGACAGGGCUGGAAGACAGGCAUGUGCUCCCAGGCAAGUUGGUCUGACCUCAGGCAGAGGCCCCACGCCACUGCCUCCCACUGCGUACAAUAGGGGUGUUCUCUGAGACACGGGAGUACCCUGGUCCAGGAUCUGCAAGGUGAGGAGUGCCAGGGUCAGAUGACAGAGGUUCCCCUGGCAGGCAUGUGCCCAUCUACCUCUACCGUAGAAUCUUGUCCAACUUACCUACUUAGUCUUUCUGGCUUUCCAUGGCCACCAGGCUCUUUUGGAGGCCAACAGUGAUCCUGCUUAUGGCCAGUGCUGCCGUCUCUUGCCCUGGUGUCCCUAGAUCCCAUUCACGACCCAGAAAGGAGUCAGCAGGCUCGAAUAUUUGUUGACGACAUGAGAAAUAAAUGCUAUUCACACAUA